GCCUCAUCUUCUUCGUCCUCUACACCUGGCCGCUCGUGCACACUGACACGUGGGCACAGAAGGAAUCUUUGGAGAUAGCGUCGUGGGCAUUCCUCUUCUCGCCACCCAAAGGAUCCCGACUAACGACUCGACUCCUUCAACUCCAAGCUUCGCCCAACAUGCCACACGUGCAGGUCAUCAACGAGACGCAGCUACCCUUGCACAUAUCUCUUCGGCAGAUCUCGCCACUGCAUUACCAGAAUAACGUGCUUCCUGGGAACAAGGCUGAUUUCCAUUGUGGUCGGGUAUGGUUCACCAUCGAAGCGCGGAUAGAUAGGGGAGGAGACAAUGAUGGUAGUUACAGCAAGUUUGAGACUUUUGCCGCUCCUGUCGCCGUGACGUUGACGGUGCUAAGUCUGGGUGCUGGCGCGGUGUACGUGGCGGCAGCAGGAGGAGCGAGUGCUGCAUUUGCCAGCGUAAGCGCAAGAGUGGGAGCUGCUGCCGCUUCCCACGCACCCACUGCCAGGAGACUGUACAAGUACGCCAGGAAAGGUCAGCGCGUGGUGCAGAUAGGUCAGGUCUUGGGCAUCGGCGGUGGCGCCAUCGCCGGAAAGAGGCUGGCAGAAAAGGAGACUCCUUCAGCAGAGCAGGAAGGCCGACAGAAGCCUCACACGGGCGUGUCCAGCAAAGUGCAGGAUGAGGGAGAACAGAAAAGUCAAGGACUGCUGGGAGGACUGCUGGACUGGGACGAGAAGAAACGAGUCAAGGAAGCUAAAAAGGUCCUCAAGGGCCUGCUCGAGGGAAGCGUGGUCAGCUCUGCGGGCUGGUAUAUGGGCGGCGAUCGAGUAAUCCGCAUCAAAGGCGGUCCUCGUGCAACCCAGCUGGAAGACAUCUUGGUCAUUGAAACCGACACACUCGAGGACUUUGUCGUGACAGGCGAUGAGGCACCCGCAUCCUCCCUCCACGAAGAGAAUGGCCUGAGUCAGUCCCAGGGAUGGUUCGGAUCGUUCCGCAAGCCGAAACAGGACAAAGGAGUGAAAGGGGCGGCAGGUGCAGAGAAGUCAGCUUGCAGUAUGACGGAGCAGGAUAUCAAAGAUGCUGCCGCGUCACAAAGCGAUCAGAGCGCGGGCGUGGAGACCGAGCCACAGCUUGUGGAGGCUAUGGAUGCCACUUCUCUACAGUCACCGUCGAGCUCUCAUGCGCCUUCUUCGAUCAGCAGUCGAGCCAGCGCUGAAUCUUUGUUCACCAGAGUGAAGCGUUCUAGAGCCGAGCGAGCUGACCGUAUGGCCACGCUGGCAGCGAAACCUGCGGCAGAAGGCCCUAGACGGGAAUUGCAGAGGAGCAGCAAGACGACUGCAGAUGCAGAAAAGGAAGCCGAAGAGAGUGCUGAUGAGGUGCGAGUCUUGAAAGAGAUGGGAUUUACUGAAGAACAAGUGCAACGUGCCAUCAAAGCGACUGGCCGGCCUGAGGAUGCCGCAUUAGCGGAGAAAGAAGCGGACUCUUUGCGAAAAGGAGAUGCGGAUGGACGGACGCAGUCACCACGCCGCACUGGACCACAAAGAUCACCAAGCUGGCGGAGAGCUCUGGCGCUUCAAAGUUGAUCAAAGAAGGUGCGGACAUCUUGACCAAGAAGAGCCAUCAAUGGCUUGCUGCCGAAGAUCCGGCUAAAAGAACAACCGCGAAUGCUAUCGAAGGUGCCAAGCCUCCUCAAAAGAGCUCAACGACAACAUCAGCCAAAAAGUAGACAAGCGCUCAGACGUAUGCCGAGCCGACCCGUACGCUCCCCUUUACAUGUCCCGCUGCUGUCUGCUUAUCGAAGUAUCACAUUAGGGCAUUU
Messenger RNA from Ceraceosorus guamensis, 1816 nucleotides. RefSeq lists its product as hypothetical. The record is from RefSeq and is a predicted model, not a curated record. The transcript has 4 exons. The coding region runs from base 159 to 1580 and encodes 473 amino acids. Gene Ontology annotation, molecular function: protein binding. NCBI's taxonomy places the organism in Eukaryota, Fungi, Basidiomycota, Exobasidiomycetes, Ceraceosorales, Ceraceosoraceae.